Messenger RNA from Etheostoma spectabile (orangethroat darter), 2510 nucleotides. Its product is annotated as hyaluronidase PH-20. The transcript is spliced from 7 exons. The record is from RefSeq and is a predicted model, not a curated record. Bases 50 to 2176 code for a protein of 708 amino acids. Lineage: Eukaryota; Metazoa; Chordata; Actinopteri; Perciformes; Percidae. Gene Ontology annotation, cellular component: acrosomal vesicle. Gene Ontology annotation, biological process: hyaluronan catabolic process; carbohydrate metabolic process. Gene Ontology annotation, molecular function: hyalurononglucosaminidase activity.
UGCUGUUUGAUUUUGUUUUCAUUCUGCUUUUCGUCAGCCAGAGGAAAGGAUGGUUUCAGUCACACAGAAGAGCAGAAGCUGUGUGCUGCUGCUUCUCUCGCUCACCCCAUCAAUCUUUCCCCUUCUGCACAUCUCUAUCCUCCCUGCUUUCACCAUCUCUGUCUGGCCUGUUCUUUCUUUAUCUGUCCUGACCACACCAAAAGCCUUCAUCCCUCCUCUUGGGGACACAAACAUAUCAACCACUUAUUUUACCACUCCUGCAAUCCUGAAAUCAUCCACCUCCACCAUCAGCCCAACGUCUUUGUCAGAAGCCAAUACCACAACUCACUCAAAAUCAACGUCAGCUACAUCUACAAUGUCACCCUGCGACCUGACAUCCCCCAGAUGCCUUCUCACAUCCUCACCCUCAGCCUACUUGCUACCUCACCCCUGUAAACAUCUGACCUCAACCCUCAAAACUACAGGACCACCUCUGCACAAAAACCUCCCAUGUCAUUUGUCCAAAAUGACUCAUGUGUCUUCUGAACAGCAUCCUCUUCACACUGCUAAAGAACAUCCUCCCUCCAACUCCACUUCACUUCCAAAAAGGUUGUCAUCAUUCCCUCUACUUCAAACUGCUUCACCCAAGCUCCCCUCUCCUGUUUCGCCAUCAGCCCUCUCCACAGCGUUCUUGCCUUUAACCUCUGAAACUUCGCCGCCACCUCUCGCCAAGACCUCACCCAUCCUUCUCCCUAAAACCCCGACAUCUCCUCUAGGAGCAGCAGCCUCUCGUCAGCCAGUGCGACAUCCGCCUCCCCUUCUCCCCCACACUACAGGUCCAAUGUUUGAGCACCAGCCUUUCAUUGUCAGUUGGAAUAUUCCUGAUGUUGUGUGCAACAGGCUCAACAUCACACUAGACAGCUCACCCUUUAAAGGAGUGGCCACACCUGCUAAGGUACCAGGCCAGUUUCUGUCUCUGUUUUACACAGACCGAUUGGGUCUAUACCCACAUGUAGACCUCACUAGUAGGAAACAGUUCAAUGGUGGCAUCCCUCAGAGAGGUAACCUGAAAGCCAGUAUUAACAAGGCCAGAGCAGAUAUUAACUAUUACAUCCCAUCCAAGACGAGCCGAGGCUUGGCUGUGAUAGACUGGGAGGAAUGGCGCCCCCUAUGGGACAGAAACUGGGGCCCCAAGAGAAUCUACCAGACUUUAUCUGUGGCCCACCUUAUGCAGACAAACCGCUCCCUCACAGUGCAGCAGGCCACAGAGAAAGCAAAACAACAAUUCCAAGUGGCAGCUAAGAGUUUCAUGUCAGGGAUGUUGGCAAUGGGAAGAGCUAUGAGACCCAACUAUCUCUGGGGCUUCUACCUGUUUCCUAACUGCUACAAUUAUGGCUGGGAAAAGGAAGACUACACAGGCCGUUGCUCCAACCAGGUGAAGAAGCAGAAUGAUGAGUUGCUCUGGCUGUGGGAGUCCAGCACUGCCCUCUACCCCUCUGUCUACCUGCAGGUUUUUCUGGCAGACAAUCCCAGAGCCGCCCUGAUGGUGAGAAACCGUGUGAAGGAAGCUUUGAGAGUAUCUGCCCUGCCAAGAAGGAGUGGCACUGCGCCUGUGUUUGCUUACAUGCGACCUGUCUUUGUUGAUCAGAAUAGACGCUUCCUCAGCCAGGGAGACUUGGUCAGCACCAUUGGGGAGAGUGCAGCAGUGGGAGUGUCUGGCGCUGUGCUGUGGGGGGCCAGCGCUGACUAUGAUGACCAGACAUCUUGUGCAGGCCUCUCAUCCUACCUCUCCACCACCCUCAACCCUUACAUCACCAAUGUCACCAUAGCCGCCCAGCUCUGCAGCAACUUCCUGUGUCGAGGGAAUGGCCGCUGUGUCCGAAAAAACUACAACUCAAGUCACUACCUCCAUCUGAACCCGGAGAAUUUCAGGAUCCUGCAUGUUCAGAAGCGCUAUCUUGUCUUAGGGAGACCCACGCUCACAGAUCUAAAGGCUUUGAGCAGGAAGUUUACCUGUCAAUGCUACAAAGGACUGAUCUGCAAUCCCAGGACAUACGGAGAGCUAGCCAAAGCCCUGAUAUUUAGUGUGAAGCAAGGGCUGUACCAAAAGUUUCACACUCUAAAUAAAGCAAUGCUGGACAAUACACAACAAACCAGUAUUACUAAGGACAAUGUUAAAAAGAACUUCAAAGUUUAGCUUGUAAUCAAAAUGUUUGGUGACUUUUUUCAAGAAACACACCAUUUAGACCAAUACUGUAUAUUCAAACCUGGAAACUACCUAGUCAUGCAACAAUCCAGUGCUGGACAUUUCAUCUGAAAUAUUAAAAGGGCUCAGGAACCAUCACCUCAUCUCUAUAAUGCGUCCACACUAUGACCACUGGUAGAAUGUAAGUAAAAUGCUCCAUAGUCUUGCCAAAGAACAGGGGAUUGCCUAAUCUAAAAUCAAACUUACAAACAAAUGUGCUCUAUUAAGUAUUCCCACCGGGUAUUUGUAUAUGAUUUGACUGCAUAUGUAAAUAAAUGAAAAGAGA